This is a messenger RNA of Bemisia tabaci, 1471 nucleotides long. The record is from RefSeq and is a predicted model, not a curated record. Lineage: Eukaryota; Metazoa; Arthropoda; Insecta; Hemiptera; Aleyrodidae.
UUUUUUUUUUUUUUUUUUUUUUUUUUUCAGAGGAAGCGCUACCGAUGGACGAUCCAUUAUUUUACGAAGUCCAAGGGCUUCUGAACAUCAUGAACCGCAAGGAAUGUAUCCUUCUUGUCGUCAGUCGCAAAUACGUGACACCUUUCACGGUUAAGAGAGACGAAAGCUUCUGGAGAGAUGAAAUGCUGGGAAAAAUUGUCAAAUUCUACGAAGGCACACUGGCACCCAAAUUGUCGGCCGACAUGUUACCGCGUAUUCGGAACCUUCAAGUUGCAGCAUAUAUUGCUUACGGUGCCAUCAGCGAAUUGGAUGGGGAAAAAGCUCUCGAUAUUUAUAGAAGAACACAAGAUGGUUCAGAAGCGUACGACGUCUUGUGGGACGAGUCUCGAAUUCGGAUAAUGCCACAACAUUAUCACCUUGUUAUGCAUCCUAAUAUCUCAACGAAAGAAAAAGUGAACCAAAUCUUGAAAGGCUAUUACACGUCCAGGGAAAGAUGGAAUUGGCAGCAGAGCUCCAGAAAGUCUUUCCUCAAUAGGUACAUAGAUAUGCAUCCGGAAUGGACGAUCAAAGAGGACGGUGGGUUGACAAUUGACCCGGCCUUUCCGUACCUGGCCACAUUUCCUACCGCUUAUGGGUACGGCUCCCUUCAAGAUCAACCUCAGUCACCCCCGAAGCGUCAACCUUCGUCACCCCCGAAGCGUAAACCCUUGAAGCGUCCAUCAUCCAGAGGACAAGCUGUCUUAGCUCUGGAAGCACCGCAGCCGCCAGAAGUUCCGAAAAAUGACUUCAAAUCCAAGAGUACAAGUGGAUCGAAAGUUGAUGUUGAUGAAGCUGGUAGUUCGCCGCCGAGAACCAAGACAAGACUGCAAGUCAUUUACGAAGUUGUUGCAUUCAUCCCGAGUGUCGCAGACGCAUACCAGUUGAAUGACCUAUAUGUUGAUAAAGGAAGGACCUUGUUAAAGAGAGACUCCAGGUCCUACUACAAAGUGCAAGGCUCCAUGGCGAUAAGCCGCGUGAGGAGGUGUCUUUUCAUCCUGGGGAAGCUGGGCACAAAAGAGAAAGAAAUCUUGCACUCGGAGGUCGUCGACUUCGACGCGAAAGUCUGGCGAAAACUGCAACAGAAACUGGCACAUUUCUAUUUCAGCACCUACCUCGUCUACCACGCAAAUCCGGAGUUCUUCAAGAGUCUUGCCCGCGGCAAAACACUCAGAGACCUCAUCGCUGAGGACCCUUUUCCUACGGCGGAGGAGGUUGAGGCUAUUGCAAAGGACGCUAAAGAUGAUAAAAAGGAAGAGGAUGUGCGUGAUUGAGGAGAAAUCUCCCAAAAAUGUCAGAUUUUAAGGGCACUGAAAAAAGCAAAUUGCUGAUUUUCCUAACAAUGUUGUUGUUCGAAGAAGUGACUGCAAUGUUUCAAUGUUGAUUUUGCAACAAAAAAAUGGUACUUUAACAACAAGAAAAUGCUACUUCAACC